AAACCGGAUUAGAUUUAACUGUUUCUGUUGAUCACCAACAUGGGACAACCGCCAAUAGUGUGAAAUCUAACUAAUUUCUUUUUUAUUUGAUUGAAUUUCGGAUCUGAUUUUUACCGCUGAUCUUUCAUGAUCUACAUUGUAAUAUUAAGAAUUAAUUCGCGAGUUAAGUAAAUCUCAAAAACGUGCCAGAUAUUGUAAGGAUUAUCGUUUUUCGUAUAUGCCACCUGACGCACCUUAUAAUGGGAAUGCCGCAUGAAUGAAUUUUAGGAAGAAGAACAAGUCCCCGGGAGCGAGGUGUUUUUUUAAACGUGUUUUUACGUUCGUAUUUUCUGAACAAUUUGCCAAUCAUGCGCCCGUUGUUUCAAGUUUUCUAUUCUGCGUGAAUUUGGGUUGCCGUUUAUUAAUAGUUGAUAUUAACGUAAAGAUUUUAUUUGUACGCUUACUUGCAAUAUCUGAAAGCGACAUCUGGAAAUUCUUAUCUGUCGGUUUAAAUCUUCUAUCAAGGGAACCUUAACCAAUACCUUGUACAGACGUAUUGGUAUCUGUACACUGUACACUGUACACUGUACCUACACUGUACACUGAACACUGUACACUGUCUCUGAAUCGUAAUGUUAUUAGUUAAUUGGGUCCCUAUAUAAAUAAAGCUCUUGUUUUCCUGUAACUCUACCUCAUACUUCAUAAAUUGCAUUUUUGUGUCUGUCUUUUCUUUUUUGUGACCGUCCACUGUAAACUGUUCACUGUACACUGUCCAGUGCACACAUUAUGUUCCUGCCCUAUUUUUUACAUUGACCCUUUUGUAAAAAGGUUAUAGUGAAAGGUUACGAAUAAUAUUAUUAUUAUAUCGAGUCCAUAACCCAAGGUUCUAGGAACGCUUCAACUUUAUCAAAACUGAUGAAAAGGAAGGUCAAGUCCAUUGUUAAGAUACUGGUUUUGGUAGCAGCAACAUUUGCAGUUGUAGAAUACGGACGAGGACAGCUCGAACUGCUCAAUAUCUCAUUUACUGAAGAUGUAAAGCCAACUGAUGUAAAGCCAGCUGAUAAUCAACAGUGGUUUUUUACUACUUCUGAUACAUAUAUCACCAAACAAUCUUUGGAUCAGUCUGCUCCAAAAUCAGAGGAGAAACAAAACAGAAUUGACGAAGGGAAACCAGUUGAGCACACUAAACAGUCGGAUAACUCACCUGAUAUAAACGAAUAUGAGGUACCAUCUCAACACACCUCCGAACUCACUCAAACACUAAGGCAAGUCACUUCUGGACACAAGAUAAGGAAGACUUUACAUGCUACUACUGCAGAACCCUAUCUGGAGAAUAAAAAGUUAUCAGAGUAUAAUGACCAAAGUGAUGGUCUUCAUAACUCACCAGCAUAUCAAGCGUUACAAAAGCGUUUGGAUGUUUUAUUCGAGGAGUCGAAGGACAUUUUUGAUCUUUUACCAUAUAAAUAUCUCCCUGAUUAUAAGAGUUUUUGUUGGUAUGAUAGCCAGGACGUAUUUCAAUGUCUAGCUUCUGUUUAUUUAGCGGGAAUGCCAAAAUGUGGCACCACAGACCUCUUCCAGAAGUUAAUGUGGCACCCAGAACUGACUACACAAUCUCAUCAUACUGACGGUGGCUCUGAAAAGGAGACCGUCUAUUGGACGAGAAAACGUGUAGGGCGACCAGGUAGUUUCAUGGCAAACCCGAGGGUUCCGCCUCCUAAACAACCCUUCAGCGAGUUUCUACACGGCACUGGGGCGGAGAGAGUGAAGAGUUACAAAGAUAGGAGAAUAGUUGAUGGAACUCCUUCUCUCCUGUGGGAUUUGGGAGGGUGGGAAACUAGGUAUCCUGGCUUAGACGAACCUCCGUACUCUAAUGCAGACUUGAUCCAUGCUGUUACACCAGAUGCUAAAAUAUUGGCCAUACUUAGAAAUCCUACUGAUAGACUAUAUUCAGAGUACCUCUAUUUCUGGAAAGGAUCAAAAAUGAGAAACGAGGUUCGAAGCCCUCAGACAUUUCACAUGGAUGUUCGCAGAGAAACUAGAAAAUUUAAUAGAUGUCUUGAGAGUAAUUCACUCAGAAAUUGUUGUUACUCUUCAGGAUAUAGUCUCAGACUGCGGGUUGCUCUUGGUGUUUAUAUUUGCUACAUCAGAGACUUUUUAGAAGUGUUUGGGGAUAAUUUUCUAGUUGUUACAAUGGAAGAAUAUCAUUUGUAUCCAACAGAAACACUUAAUAACAUUUUUUAUCAUAUAGGAGUUUCAGAACCUAAAUUAGAAGAUUUGCAUAGUUUUUUAGAGUCUUCUAAAACUUAUAAUGUGAAUAGCAAUGUUAAGGAAGAAGUUGGUGAUAUGCUCCCCGAAACCAAAGAUUUGUUGGAUACGUUUUACGCCCCUUAUAACUUUGCUCUUGCCGAGCUUCUGGCUGAUUCAAGGCUUCUCUUCCGUAAUUAAAGCUAAUUAACCUUCUCUUGGUUGGAAAGCAAUCGAUUUCUCGCUGAUUGUGCAUGAUUUAGGUAAACAAAAUAUUUUGUAUCUCUACUAUCUCGUAUUAUUUAGCUUAUGACAAGUAAAGAGAUAUUUGAUAUUUAGCUAUUUGUUUUAACUUUUAGGGAAAAAUUAAACUUGAGCGUUGCGGUUGUUUUUAACUAUCCUUUUUUUAGAACUUUUAUUUGAUAAUGGUUGGAAUUAUUGAUAUUUAUUCCGAAUCGCAUACAAAUCUUGUGACUUAUUUUUACUAAUGCAGAUUUAACUUGACUUGUGAUAAUUUAUUAGAACACACAACAAAGGUUGACACAGCUGUAAAAUAGGACAUUGAUAAGUCUGUCUCGCGAGAAUUGGCCGAUAUGUUAUUAAAACGAAUGACUGAAUGGCAGCUCUUUCAUCACAUGGGUGGUCGUUGGUCAUCCGUCAGGCAGACAGACAGAAAGAAACUUUCGAAUUAUAAGUAAAAUUUUGAUUUAAAC
Messenger RNA from Bolinopsis microptera, 2936 nucleotides. RefSeq names its product carbohydrate sulfotransferase 15-like. The record is from RefSeq and is a predicted model, not a curated record. Bases 895 to 2424 code for a protein of 509 amino acids. Gene Ontology annotation, biological process: hexose biosynthetic process. The transcript is spliced from 2 exons. Gene Ontology annotation, molecular function: N-acetylgalactosamine 4-sulfate 6-O-sulfotransferase activity. NCBI's taxonomy places the organism in Eukaryota, Metazoa, Ctenophora, Tentaculata, Lobata, Bolinopsidae.